Messenger RNA from Penicillium macrosclerotiorum, 798 nucleotides. RefSeq names its product putative actin cytoskeleton protein (VIP1) (gene vip1). The record is from RefSeq and is a predicted model, not a curated record. Gene Ontology annotation, molecular function: RNA binding. Bases 1 to 798 code for a protein of 265 amino acids. NCBI's taxonomy places the organism in Eukaryota, Fungi, Ascomycota, Eurotiomycetes, Eurotiales, Aspergillaceae. The transcript has 3 exons.
AUGUCUAGCGGAACUACCGUUCACGUCUCGGGUAUUGCGCCCACCACCACCGAGAAGGAGGUUCGCGACUUCUUUAGCUUCUGUGGAAAGAUCACCACUUUGUCCAUCACCCCGGUAUCCUCGGACGCUGAUGCCCAAAAGUCGGCCAGCGUGACGUUCGAGAAGGAGGCGGCUGCAAAGACUGCCCUUCUGCUCGACCAGACCCAAUUGGGUAGUUCGUCGGUGCACGUGGAGGCGGCUCAGAACAUCGACGACCUGGCUGGCGCCUCCGCUACCAACGCGGCGGCCACUGAAAAGGAGGAAGAACAUGACAUUGCUCAGGAGGAUAAGCCCCGUUCGCGCAUUUUUGCCGAGUACCUGGCGCACGGCUAUGUCGUGAGCGACAACGCCAUCCAGAAGGCAAUUGCUCUGGACCAGAAGCACGGUUUCUCGAGCAAGUUCACCACUGCCCUGGGCAACUUCGAUAAGAAGUUCAACGCUACUGAGCGCGCCAAAGGUCUUGAUGAGAGCUACCAGAUCACCAACAAGGCUGCCACUGGCUGGCGCGGUCUGCACUCCUAUUUCGAGAAGGCCCUCGAGCACCCCUCUGGCCAGAAGCUGCGCGACUUCUACUCCCAAACUGACAAGCAGGUGCGCGACAUCCACAAUGAGGCACGCCGACUGGCAGACCUGAAGCAGGGCAAGAGUACUGAGUCUGCCGCCCCUGCGGCGGGUGAGACUGCCCCGGUCGCCCCCGCUGCCGUCCCGGCGUCUGAGCCUGCUGUUGCUGCUGCCGCUCCCACCGAGCCCAAGGCCUAA